This is a messenger RNA of Folsomia candida, 596 nucleotides long. Its product is annotated as cystatin-A2. The transcript is spliced from 2 exons. The coding region runs from base 108 to 500 and encodes 130 amino acids. The record is from RefSeq and is a predicted model, not a curated record. Lineage: Eukaryota; Metazoa; Arthropoda; Collembola; Entomobryomorpha; Isotomidae.
AUUCUCAUUACACUUUAAACUCCCUUUGAGUAAGGUUUUAGUUUAUUUCAGUGGAUAUUUUCAUAAGUUAAGAAAAGUCUAAAGUAAAUUAAUAUUUAGUGUCAAACAUGCAUACAAUCCUUACAUUAUGCGUGCUUGGAUUUGUCUUUGGGGGAUGUCCAGCGUCUGGCAAACGAGAAAUGCUUGUGGGAGGUCCAACGAUUGAGAAACCUGUAAAUCGUGAUGUUCGUCAAAUGAUGGAGAAGCUUAAUCCUCAGCUCGAGGAGCAACUCUCGAGUCGCAGUGAAGGACAUCUUUUGUGGUCCAGCUCUCCGUUGAAGGCCAUUUCGUACAGGUCACAACUCGUUAACGGAAAUAUCUACUUCAUCAAAGUUCGAGCUCAACUUGGAAGAACAUUCGUCUACUACCAUGUCAAAGUGUACCAGGAUUUCAAAGGAAACUUGAGUCUGGUAGGGAUUGAAGGCCCAAUGCGAAUUGAUGAUAAAAUCGGAGUAUUCUAAUUCCCACAAUGAAUCAACAAACUCAACAAUAUGCGGUGGAUUAAAUUAUAUUAAAUUCUUGGGCAAGCUUAGCCCAAUAAAAUUUCUCAACGGAAA